AUGCAAGCGUACAAUUGUUUUACAGGUGACAUCAUAUCGCAGUAUUGCUUUGGCGACAGCGAUUGCUACCUUGACCAGGACGACUGGGAGCUGAAUUUUAGAACGCUGGUUGACAACUUCGAACGGAAUCUUCAUAUCUUCCGGCAUAUCCCUGGGCUUGCAACUUUAGUCGAAAGGGUUCCCUUAACCUUGACCAAUUUAUUUUCGACAGAAAUGAAAACCAUUGCUAUCAAUUUCAAGGUGUCUAUUCCCCGGAGAGUUAGAAGAGCGAUGGAUCUUUCACAUGUGUCUGUCGGCAAAGUUCCCACUAUAUUGUCCGCUAUACUGAGCUCAAAUCUUCCGCCACCUGAAAAAACUCUCAGACGUCUCACGGGAGAAGCAGUAUCCUUGAUGGGAGGUGGUACCGAAUCGACUUCGGCAACCUUAGUACUGCUUACGUUUCACUUGCUAUCGAACCCCAAUCAUCACAAGCGGCUUCACGACGAGAUAUCAGCCAUUACAACAGAUCCAUUGCAACUCCCCGACUGGAAGGCUCUGGAGAAACUGAACUUCUUCAGUGCAGUCAUACUAGAGUGUCUGCGCCUUCUUCCAGGUGUCUCAGGGCGCUCUCCCCGGAUUGCAACGCACGAGGAUCUGAUUUACGAGGGAAAGUUAUUCUCGAGUGCAGAUUCCGUAGCUCCCAGCUUAACCUACACCAUUCCUCGAGGGUUCCCUGUCAGUAUGUCGACACACAUCUUGCACACAAACGAGACGAUUUUCCCGAAUGCCAAAGAGUUUGUUCCAGACCGGUGGCUGGAUAAAAAUGGGAACAUCAUUAGAGAGUUGGAGCGAUACCUUCUUAGUUUCUCGAGGGGCAGCCGGCAAUGCGUCGGCAGGCAGUUAGCAAUGUGCGAGCUGUAUGUUUGUGCCGCUGCAAUGAUUCUUCGCGUAUUUCCGUUCUUGGAGCUGUAUCAAGAAAGCUGUAUUGAUGUCGAUUAUGAUCAUGACGAACUGAUCGGCAAGCCAUCACCACGAAGUAACGGUGUGAGGGUACAGGUUCUUGACAGGUGUCGGGAGCCUGAAGCGAAAACGUGA
Molecule: messenger RNA, 1074 nt
Organism: Clonostachys rhizophaga
Lineage: Eukaryota; Fungi; Ascomycota; Sordariomycetes; Hypocreales; Bionectriaceae
Source: the annotation of a GenBank genome assembly